Dendroctonus ponderosae (mountain pine beetle) is the source of this 1252-nucleotide messenger RNA. RefSeq lists its product as uncharacterized. The transcript has 7 exons. Gene Ontology annotation, biological process: intracellular signal transduction. The coding region runs from base 77 to 1099 and encodes 340 amino acids. The record is from RefSeq and is a predicted model, not a curated record. NCBI's taxonomy places the organism in Eukaryota, Metazoa, Arthropoda, Insecta, Coleoptera, Curculionidae.
GUUAUCGCAAGAUAUAUACAUAUGUAUGUCAAAGUGACAACAUAAUUAGUAGAAAUGAUCUAAAAGCGAAUUGAUAAUGGAUCAAUUUCUGGGAUGUUACUUAGAUGGCUUCAACGGAAGUGCAAGAAAUAGUUUGCAUGAUAGGCGAAAUCGCAAGCAGAUGGUUGACUACAUUAAUACUUUAAUUCAGGGAUGUGCAGGAGCAGCCAAUAACGAUACCGAACAAACAUGCAAAGAGGCAAUCACCACUUUACUGCUACACCACGAUAAAACGAAGAACGCUAACGGUACCGUGUGCAUGAUGGGAAAGUACCACAAUAUUCUGUACGUCGCUGUCAAGUUAUGUUAUUUGUGGCAAUUGCAAGAUGCAGAAUUGGUGUGCAAACUAUUGACAGGAAUUUAUUCAUGCGAGCAAACGUUCGAGCGCAUUUUCAUUGGAGCGAUUUUUGGUACUAAGGCUCCUCAUUUCAUUGCUGGGUGGAAAAGCGAUUUUGAUGAUCAAGAGGAAAAUGUUAGGGGUGUUGUCUAUUUUCUAGAUAAAGCUAACAAAGGAAAACUGAUGCUUCCCGUCUUCCGAAACAGCCUACCAGAAAAUAUUAGGUUCCUAGACAUUCCUAUUGAUAGUUGCGCCAAAGCCUCACCAGUAAAGUUAUGCAUUCAAUUGGGUCUUCCCGACAAAUUACUCAUAUUCCUAAGAUUUGGAGCGCAAAUAACUGAUCUUUCUGAUGAGUUAAGUAAUUUCCAAUAUAUUCUAAACAGACUUUCUGAAUUUAACCACUGCUACCCAUACAAUAUAGUGGCUUGCUUGCAAAUCCUGUUAAGAGUUGUUCCAACAAUAAAUAUAUCAAAAGCUCCAAUAAGCUGUGAUAAAACGGAAUCUAUUCUAAUCAGAGAAAUUGUUGCCGAAACUUAUAAUGACUUGCUGGAAGAUGGUAUUCUACCACGCUCAAGGUGCGGAUUUUUUCCUCCAGAACUAAAGCAUAUUUGCAGAUGCGCUAUUAGGCAACAAUUAUGGAAAAAUUUUGCACUACCAGCUGGAAUACGACAACUUCCAUUACCAGAGAAAAUGUGGAGAUAUUUGGAUAUCCUUGAUGACUAGUUUUUAGUCAUUAAGCUAUCAUUAUGAGGAACAUUUAGAAUCCAAAUGCUUGCUAAGUCGCAGCUUUACUAAGUCAUUUAAACGCUUUCCAAUUUAGCAAUAUCUUCAAUUUCAAAUUUUGCUUUGUAAAUAGUAAAAACACAUAUGAUUAAA